AUGGAUGCAGACUCUCCCCGUGCUCACCUGUACUCCCUACCCAACGAGGUCUUCGCUCAGAUUCUCUCUCCAUUCUCGACGAGAGCCCUAUUGCCCCUCACGACCGUCUCUCACCGCUUUCACGCCUUGAUUCUCCGUAUCCUGCACUACCGCCUGCUCCUGUCCGCAUCGCUGAAGGAAUAUAAACUGAUACUCGAGUGCUUCCAUCCGACGUCUAAACUCAUCGAACCACACGUCUUUUGCAAGUAUCUCGGAACCGACGGACUCAGUAACAAGUACGAAGGCGAAGGGUCUCUCUAUGAGAAUGUCGAGACUGCCCAGCAACUGGGGCGGCUUAGUACUCUCUAUUCCAGAUUUCGCCCAGAAGUGACGGUAGAGGAGAGGUCUAACGGUGCAAGGCUGGUUCCCUUGGCCGAUUAUGAUCCCGACCGUCUCGCUGUGACGAGGCCGGUCAAUCUGGACGAAGACGAGAAUUUCUCUCAACUGUGCGUGGUGGUCAACAUUGUCAAGGUCAUGCCGGGGACAAAUCUCCUCCUUAGUACGAUGACUGUUGAAGACGGUGUCAUUCGCGUAUUUAGGGAUUGGUUGAAGGAACAAACAAAACGGCCUGGCUCCGCAACGACUCCAGGUGGAGACUCCGACGAUGGAAACAGUCAUAUGCUGUGGGUUGGGCAAAGCAAGAAUGUCGGACUUAAGGUACGGGUUCGGGAAAAGCAAUAUAUCAAUCGCCAUGCCCCUGUCUUGGUACAUCAAGACGAGGACCCUUUCGUCAGCUACGAAUUGUAUAUUGAUGAACUCCAUAUACGAACCACCCGGCUGCUCAUGACCAUGGAGCAAUCACUGCAGGAGGAACAGAAUUAUACUAAAGCUAUGAUAUUCACGCGCAGCCUCGGAUGA
Aspergillus terreus NIH2624 is the source of this 897-nucleotide messenger RNA. RefSeq names its product F-box protein. The transcript is spliced from 4 exons. Gene Ontology annotation, molecular function: protein binding. The coding region runs from base 1 to 897 and encodes 298 amino acids. Lineage: Eukaryota; Fungi; Ascomycota; Eurotiomycetes; Eurotiales; Aspergillaceae. The record is from RefSeq and is a predicted model, not a curated record.